GAUCAAUUUGCAUACUACAAUACAGGUCCAUUUGAGCACAAUGAAGAAUGGCACAAAAUAAUGAACGCUAUUGAAAACACCCCAGUUAUAUUAAGAGGGAAUUUUGAAAACAAUGAAUAUUUAUUUACAGAAGCUGGUACCGGUAAGUACAUUUUUCAUUGGUCUAAGAGGUCACAUGUUGAAGUUUAUUUCAUUAAUUUAUAUAUAUAUAUCAUCUGGUGUUGUUGCUUUCUUGAUGAUGCUAAAAAACAAAACAAAUAAUAUUCAUCAUAAAUUGAAUUUUCAAAAAUAAUUUACUGGUUAAAACAAAAAUGUAAACAGAUAUAUUAUUAAUAAUUUUUGAACAAAUUUUUUUUUAAAAUUUAGAAAUAUUAUUUAAGCUAUUUUGUUUCGGUUUUUAUUCAACGGCAUCUUGUAUUCCGCAGAUGUGUUUAAAGUCCUUAUGUUCGGCAAACCAAUUGGAUCUGUGUACUCAGUCAUGCACCAAUUAGAUAAUAUGGGCGUUGCGUGUCAGUACAGGCAUUUAGAUUUACUAACCGAACUUGAAGAGAUAAGUUAUUUUACUGCUAUUCUUUUGGUGGUCUCUUGUGCUAAUUUAUUGCAACGAGACAAGGAUGUGUUAAGAAAAGUUAUUACAAAAUACAGCCAUGCUAUUCGUAAAAAUGGUAUUUUGAUAGUCAUUGAUGGGGACACGGUAGAUCUACGUCAGAACGAUCACACUUUUGCAGCUUGGUGCAACAAAGAAAAUGACAUCAUCAAAGACAUGCUAUCCGCUUGUGCAGGCAGAGCUGUUCUUUUCGAUUAUGAAACAAGU
Molecule: messenger RNA, 814 nt
Organism: Lymnaea stagnalis (great pond snail)
Lineage: Eukaryota; Metazoa; Mollusca; Gastropoda; Lymnaeidae
Source: the annotation of a GenBank genome assembly